UCCGGCACAAUACAGUCUGGUCUCCUCAGGUUCCUUCUCCCAGCAGCAUGGAGAAGAACAAACUCCAUCCAAGUCUUAUUGUCCUUUUUCUGGUCUUCCUGCAUGCAGAUGCCUCAGUUUCUGGACAACCGCAGUAUAUGGCGCUGGUCCCCUCCCUGCUCCACACUGAGACCCCUGAGAAGGCCUGCAUCCUUCUGAGCCACCUGAAUGAGACAGUGACUGUAAGUGUUUCCUUGGAUUCUCUCAGGAAGAAUGAGAGCCUCUUCACUAACCUGGUGGCAGAAAAGGACUUAUUCCGCUGUGUCUCUUUCACUGUCCCAAGAACUCCAUCCAGUGAAGAGGUAAUGUUUCUUUCUGUCCAAGUGAAAGGAGCAACCCACGAAUUCAGAAGGCAGACCACAGUGCUGGUUAAAAACCAAGAGAGCCUGGUCUUUGUCCAGACUGACAAACCUAUCUACAAACCAGGACAGACAGUGAAGUUUCGUGUUGUCUCAUUGGAUGAAAAUUUUCACCCCCUGAGUGAGUUGAUUCCACUAGUAUCCAUUGAGGACCCAAAAGGAAAUCGCAUCGCACAAUGGCAGAAGGUCAAGUUAGAGAGUGGCCUCAAGCAAUUGGCCUUUCCCCUCUCAUCAGAGCCAUUUCUGGGCUCCUAUAAGGUGCUGGUACAGAGAGAAUCAGGUGAAACGGCAGAGCACCCCUUCACCGUGGAGGAAUUUGUGCUUCCCAAGUUUGAAGUGAAAGUAACAGUGCCAAAGAUAAUCACUAUCUCAGACGAAGAGGUGAAAGUGUCAGUGUGUGGCCUAUACACGUAUGGAAAGCCAGUCCCAGGACAUGUGACCGUGAGCAUGUGCAGAAAGUAUUAUGAUCCUUCUAACUGUUUUGGUGGAGAGUCACAAGCUCUCUGUGAGAAAUUAAGUCAGAAGCUAAACAGCCAGGGUUGCGUCUCUCAGCAAGUAAAAACCAAGGUCUUCCAGAUGAAGAGAGAAGGUUUGGAAAUGGAACUUGAAGUGGAAGCCAAGAUCAAAGAAGAAGGAACAGAGGUGGAGUUAACUGGAAGAGGGCUCAGUGAAAUAACAAGAACUAUCACCCAACUCUCAUUUGUGAAAGUGGACCCCCACUUCAGACAAGGGAUCCCCUUCUUUGGACAGGUGCGCCUCGUGGAUGGGAAAGGUGUCCCCAUGCAAAAUAAACUCAUCUACAUCACAGCAAAUGAAGCUAACCAUUCCUCCAAUGCCACCACGGAUCAGUUUGGCCUAGCGCAGUUCUCCAUCAACACCACCAAUGUUAAGGAAUCCUCCCUCUCUGUCAGGGUCAAAUACAAGGAUCAGAACCAUUGUUAUGACGACCAAUGGCUGACAGAAGAGCACAGAGACUCUUAUCACACUGCUACUCGUGUAUUCUCUCCCAGCAAGAGCUUUGUCCACCUUGAGACCAUACCUGAUGAACUGCGCUGUGGCCAAACUCAAACCAUCCAAGCACAUUAUGCUCUGAAUGGACAGGUCCUGAAGGAGCUAAGGGAGCUCACGUUCUAUUACCUGAUAAUGGCAAAGGGAGGCAUUGUCCGAACUGGGUUUCAUGUACUGCCUGUGAAGCAGGAAGACAUGAAAGGCCAUUUUUCUAUGUCGGUCCCUGUGGAACCAGACAUCGCUCCAGUCGCCCGAUUGCUCAUCUUUGCCAUUUUACCUGAUGGGGAAGUGGUCGGGGAUUCUGCAAAAUAUGAGGUUGAAAACUGUCUGGCCAACAAGGUGGAUUUGAGCUUCAACCCAGCAGUAAGUCUUCCAGCCUCGCCCGUCCACCUGCGAGUCACAGCUUCUCCUCAGUCGCUCUGUGCCCUCCGAGCAGUGGACCAAAGCGUGCUGCUCAUGAAGCCUGAGGCAGAGCUCUCCCCAUCCUCGGUUUAUAACCUGCUACCAGUAAAGGACCUCACUGGUUUCCCUGAAAGUUUGAAUCAAGAGGAGGAAACUAAUGUAGACUGUGUCCGUGACCAGAUCCACAUCAAUGGAAUCAUCUAUUCCCCAAUGUCAAGUACAAAUGAAAAAGAUAUGUAUAGCUUCCUAGAGGAUAUGGGUUUAAAGGUGUUCACCAACUCAAAGAUUCAUAAACCCAGAGUGUGUUCAUACGAGGUUGAGUACAAACCAAAGAGUUUGGCACAUGCCCAGGUUGGGGGCUCGAGCCUCAGUAGGGGGCAUGUAGGAGUAGGUGCUUCAGGGCCUGUCACAGAGCCUGUCACAGAGACUGUGAGAAAAUACUUUCCUGAGACGUGGAUCUGGGACUUGGUGGUAGUAGACUCAUCAGGCGUGGCUGAAGUAGGAGUAAGAGUCCCUGAUACCAUCACUGAGUGGAAGGCAGGGGCCUUCUGCCUGUCCGAUGACACUGGAAUUGGCCUCUCUCUUCCCACCACUCUCCAAGCCUUCCAGCCUUUCUUUGUGGAACUCACAAUGCCCUACUCUGUGAUCCGUGGAGAGGCCUUCACACUCAAGGCUACUGUCCUAAACUACCUUCCCAAUUGCAUCCGGGUCAGGGUGCACCUAGAAGCCUCUCCUGCAUUCCUGGCUGUCCCAGGGGAGAAUGAACCAGACUCACCCUGCAUCUGUGGGAAUGGACGACAAACCGUGUCCUGGGCAGUAACUCCAAAGAAAUUAGGGACUGUGAAUUUCACCGUGAAUGCAGAGGCACUGGAGUCUCAAGAGCUGUGUGGGACUGAGGUGCCUGUGGUCCCUCAAUAUGGAAAGAAAGACACAAUCAUCAAGCCCCUUUUGGUUGAACCUGAAGGAAUAGAGAAGGAAGCAACAUUCAACUCCCUGCUUUGCCCAUCAGGUGCUGAGGUGCCUGAUCAAGUAUCUCUGAAGCUGCCACCAAAUGUGGUAGAAGACUCUGCCCGAGCCUCCUUCUCAGUUUUGGGAGACAUAUUAGCCUCUGCCAUGAGAAACACACAAAAUCUCCUACAAAUGCCCUAUGGCUGUGGAGAACAGAAUAUGGUCCUCUUCACUCCUAAUAUCUAUGUUCUGAAUUAUCUAAAUGAAACACAGCAACUGACUCCAGAGGUCAAGUCCAAGGCCAUUGGCUUCCUCAAUACUGGUUACCAGAGACAGCUGAACUACAAGCACUCUGAUGGCUCCUAUAGUACGUUUGGGGAGACAUAUGGCAGGAGCACAGGCAAUACCUGGCUCACCGCCUUUGUACUGAAGACUUUUGCUCAGGCUCGACGGUACAUCUUCAUCGAUGAAGCACACAUUAAUCAAGCCCUCACCUGGCUCUCCCAAAAACAGAAGGACAAUGGCUGUUUCAGAAGUUCUGGGUCACUGCUCAACAAUGCCAUUAAGGGUGGAGUAGAAGAUGAAGAGACCCUCUCUGCCUAUAUCACCAUUGCCCUUCUGGAGAUUCCUCUUCCCAUCACUCACCCUGUUGUCCGUAAUGCCAUGUUCUGCCUGGAGUCAGCCUGGAAGUCAGCAAAGGAAGGACGCCAUGGAAACCAUGUCUACACCAAGGCACUGUUGGCCUAUGCUUUUGCUCUGGCAGGUAACCAGGAAAAGAAGAAUGAAGUACUCACGUCACUUAAUGAGGAAGCAGUGAAGGAAGAUAGUUCUGUGCAUUGGACACGACCUCAGAAACCCAAGGCACCAAUGGAACAUUUUUACCAACCCCAGGCUCCCUCUGUUGAGGUGGAGAUGACGUCCUAUGUGCUCCUGGCUCACCUCACUGCCCAGCCUGCCCCAACCUCAGAGGACCUGACUUCUGCAUCACACAUUGUGAAGUGGAUCACAAAGCAACAGAACUCUCAAGGGGGCUUCUCCUCCACCCAGGACACAGUGGUGGCUCUCCAUGCUUUGUCCAGAUAUGGAGCAGCUACUUUCACCAGGACUGGGAAGGCUGUACAGGUGACCAUUCAAUCUUCAGGGACAUUUUCCACAAAUUUCCAAGUGGACAACGACAACCGCUUGCUACUGCAGCAGAUUUCAUUGCCAAAGGUGCCUGGAGAUUACAGCAUGACAGCAACAGGAAAAGGCUGUGUCUACCUCCAGACAUCCUUGAAAUAUAAUAUUCUCCCCCAAAGAGAAGAGUUCCCAUUUGCUUUGGGGGUACAGACUCUGCCCCAAACUUGUGAAGGACCCAAAGCCCACACCACCUUCCAGGUCUCACUGAAUGUCAGUUACACAGGGAACCGUCCUGCCUCCAACAUGGCGAUUGUUGAUGUGAAGAUGGUAUCUGGCUUCAUUCCCCUGAAACCAACUGUGAAAAUGCUUGAAAGAUCUGAUGAUGUGAGCCGAACAGAAGUCAGCAACAACCAUGUUUUGAUUUACCUAGAUAAGGUGACAAAUCAGACUCUGAGCUUGUCUUUCACGGUUCUCCAAGAUAUCCCAGUAAGAGAUCUCCAACCAGCCAUAGUGAAAGUCUAUGAUUACUAUGAGACGGAUGAGUUUGCAAUUGCUGAGUACAAUGCUCCUUGCAGCAAAGAUCAAGGAAAUGAGUGAAGACAAUGUCAAUGAAAAUGGCUUUGCUGGAGUUCCUGUUCCACAAACUCAGGUCUCCAUGGAAGAAAAUAGUUUUGUAACUCUGAAGCUUAAUGAAUACACCUUUUUUUCUAGUCAAACUUUAUCAUGGUAUCCAUAGUCAUUC
This is a messenger RNA of Myotis lucifugus (little brown bat), 4617 nucleotides long. RefSeq names its product alpha-2-macroglobulin. Gene Ontology annotation, cellular component: extracellular region. The record is from RefSeq and is a predicted model, not a curated record. NCBI's taxonomy places the organism in Eukaryota, Metazoa, Chordata, Mammalia, Chiroptera, Vespertilionidae. The transcript is spliced from 38 exons. Bases 48 to 4472 code for a protein of 1474 amino acids. Gene Ontology annotation, molecular function: endopeptidase inhibitor activity.